UGCAAAUAUGGUACAGCAUAAAAGGCUCACUCUUUCUAAGCAGAGCAGUUCACUUGAACAGAUCUCGACAUUCUAUACAAAAUGGGAAAGAUCAUCUUCUACGAGGACAAAAACUUUCAGGGUCGCUCCUAUGAGUGCAACUCUGAAUGUCCAGACCUGUCCUCAUACUUCAGACGCUGCAACUCCAUCCGUGUAGAAAGUGGAAACUGGAUCCUCUAUGAACAUCCAAACUACAGAGGACACCAGUAUUUUCUUCACAAGGGAGAAUAUCCUGACUUUCAGCAAUGGAUGGGCUACAAUGACUCCAUUAAAUCUUGUCGUCUGAGCCCCCAGCAUCAAGGUUCAUUUAGGGUUCGAAUUUAUGAGAAAGAAGACUUCAGAGGUCAAAUGAUGGAAUUCACUGAAGAUUGUUCUAAUGUUUAUGAAAGAUUCCGCUAUCAUGACAUCUAUUCUGUCCAAAUACAAGAUGGAUACUGGAUGUUCUAUGAGGAACCUAACUACAGGGGACGUCAAUAUUACCUGAGACCUGGAGAGUACAGAAGAUACUCUGAAUGGGGAGCCACAAGCCCCAAAAUUGGCUCCUUCAAACGUGUUCACUAUUUCCACUAGAUAAGCAUUACAUUGAAAACAGUUUAAUUAAUCAUUUGAACAAUGUUCUUGAUUCAUAGUUGACUCUUGUAUUAGUUAUUUCUUUAGCAAAAACAAAAUUGCUGAUUUACUGUAAAUAAACUCAUUUAAAUACCCCAA
Rana temporaria (common frog) is the source of this 747-nucleotide messenger RNA. Its product is annotated as gamma-crystallin-3-like. Gene Ontology annotation, biological process: visual perception; lens development in camera-type eye. The record is from RefSeq and is a predicted model, not a curated record. The coding region runs from base 82 to 609 and encodes 175 amino acids. NCBI's taxonomy places the organism in Eukaryota, Metazoa, Chordata, Amphibia, Anura, Ranidae. Gene Ontology annotation, molecular function: structural constituent of eye lens. The transcript is spliced from 3 exons.